AUGGACGCGUCUCUUCUUAUACCUAUCAUUUUAUAUUUUAUUGAUAUGGUGUACGCAUCUCUUUCGUAUAAACUGAACGAUGGCAAUGAGAUACCAGCGAUAGCACUUGGUACAAGUCUGGGGCACUUGGCUGAUGGUACCAGAGUGUUGUCAGUGAACCACUCGCUGGCUCAGGCCGUCCAAGAAGCACUAACGGCAGGUUAUAAACACAUUGAUACGGCAUCUUUAUACAGAGUUGAGGACGAAGUGGGACUUGGAAUACGUUGGUAUUUAAACGAUACAAAUAAAAGACAGAAUAUUUACGUCACUACUAAGAACACUUAA
Messenger RNA from Danaus chrysippus (African queen), 324 nucleotides. NCBI's taxonomy places the organism in Eukaryota, Metazoa, Arthropoda, Insecta, Lepidoptera, Nymphalidae. The record is from the annotation of a GenBank genome assembly.